Messenger RNA from Aspergillus eucalypticola CBS 122712, 417 nucleotides. RefSeq lists its product as uncharacterized. NCBI's taxonomy places the organism in Eukaryota, Fungi, Ascomycota, Eurotiomycetes, Eurotiales, Aspergillaceae. The record is from RefSeq and is a predicted model, not a curated record. The coding region runs from base 34 to 354 and encodes 106 amino acids. The transcript has a single exon.
CAUCCCGCACAGCAUGAUCCAUCCUUGCGUCGCAUGACCUUUGCAUUACGAGGUGAUCAUGUCUCCACAGCUGGACAUACUUUCGCUUCACUGCGUGGGACUGCACUCCCCAUGCCAAGGUGUGCAUUGCAUCGUGUUUGUCCACACUACCUGACAUCGAGUGAGUCAGAAUAUCCCGCACUGCUUCGAAAAACCUGUUUCCAGACGAGGUUCAGCACUGCAGAUACCGGAGAGUGUCCGACAAACAGACCAACCGCUGCAAAGAUACUGCCCUCUUUCAUAGAAACAAGGAUAGAAUGUGACAACACGCAUAUUCUUGUUUUCACCCGAUCAUUAACCGCGCCACAUAGGUGACGUUGCUACUGCCACUCGCCUCGGAGAUGUAAGUGUAGAUCUCAACGCCUCGACGCCACGUCC